Molecule: messenger RNA, 2363 nt
Organism: Callorhinchus milii (elephant shark)
Lineage: Eukaryota; Metazoa; Chordata; Chondrichthyes; Chimaeriformes; Callorhinchidae
Gene: slc9a7
Product: solute carrier family 9 member 7
Exons: 17
Coding region: 120-2243 (707 amino acids)
Biological process (GO): sodium ion transport; regulation of pH; proton transmembrane transport
Cellular component (GO): recycling endosome; membrane
Molecular function (GO): sodium:proton antiporter activity
Source: RefSeq, a predicted model, not a curated record
CCCUUUCUCCCUCUCCCUCUCCCUCUCCUCCUCCUCCACAACCAGAGGUCCAUGUUCAAUGUGCACCAUCAGCAACAAGAUCAGCUGAGCAGCUGAGAGCUGCAGUGAGGGCUGCGAGGAUGGCAGUGGCAGACAGGCACUUGCUCCACCAGCCUUCUGUGCCAUCGUCGUUAUUAUUAUUAUUAUUAUUAUUCUCGCUCUGGAUCCUGCCCGGCGAGCAGGCGGCACGGGCAGCGGACGCGGACAGCGGAAUGAGCGGCAUCUCCACCGAGAAAGAGGCGGAAGAGAGUCACAGGCAGGACAGCGCUAACCUGCUGCUGUUUAUCCUGCUCCUCACGCUCACCAUCCUCACCAUCUGGCUCUUCAAGCACAGGCGGGUUCGCUUCCUGCACGAGACCGGCCUGGCGAUGAUCUACGGUCUUCUGGUGGGUGUGAUCCUCAGGUAUGGCAUCCCCUCCAGUAACAGCCAGGCCAAGGUGCCCCAAGGCUGCACUCUGCAGAAUCGGGCAGUCAACACCCUCCUGGUUAAAGUCAGUGGCAAAUUCUAUGAAUACUCAUUGAAAGGGGAGAUCAACUCCAGGGAAAUCAACAACGUAGAGCAGGACGACAUGCUGAGGAAGGUGACCUUUGACCCAGAUGUCUUCUUCAACAUCUUGUUGCCACCAAUCAUUUUCCACGCUGGAUACAGUCUCAAGAAGAGGCAUUUCUUCAGGAACCUCGGCUCUAUCCUAACGUACGCUUUCAUAGGAACCGCCGUGUCCUGUUUUGUCAUUGGGAACCUGAUGUACGGUGUUGUUAAACUGAUGAAAGCGGUGGGGAUGUUGGACGGAGUAUUUUACUACACGGACUGCCUGUUCUUCGGAGCCAUUAUCUCUGCUACUGAUCCAGUCACUGUCCUUGCCAUAUUCCAUGAACUACAGGUUGAUGUUGAUCUCUACGCUCUGCUGUUUGGGGAAAGUGUACUGAAUGAUGCCGUCGCCAUCAUUCUCUCGUCGUCUAUUGUUGCCUACCAGCCGGCGGGGGAGACCUUUGACACCGCUGCUUUCUUCAAGUCAGUGGGGAUUUUCCUGGGAAUCUUCAGUGGAUCGUUUGCUAUGGGAGCCGUGACCGGAGUGAUGACUGCUCUGGUCACCAAGUUCACCAAGUUGCACUGCUUCCCUCUGUUGGAGACGGCUCUCUUCUUCCUGAUGUCUUGGAGCACCUUCCUCCUGGCUGAGGCAUGUGGCUUCACCGGUGUGGUUGCCGUUCUCUUCUGUGGAAUCACACAGGCUCAUUACACCUACAACAACCUGUCGAUAGAGUCCAGAUCCCGCACCAAACAGUUAUUCGAAGUCCUGAAUUUCUUGACUGAAAACUUCAUCUUCUCCUACAUGGGUUUGGCUCUCUUCACAUUCCAGAACCAUGUGUUCAAUCCCAUCUUCAUAGUGGGAGCCUUCAUCGCUGUCUUCCUGGGCCGAGCCACCAACAUCUACCCUCUGUCAUUUUUACUGAAUUUGGGUAGAAAACAUAAGAUCAGCUGGAACUUUCAGCACAUGAUGAUGAUCGCAGGUUUAAGGGGAGCCAUGACCUUUGCCCUGGCAAUCCGAGACACCGCCAACUACGCCAGGAGGAUGAUGUUCACCACCACGCUGCUGAUUGUCUUCUUCACGGUCUGGGUGUUCGGUGGAGGCACCACACCGAUGCUCUCGUAUCUGCGGAUCAGAGUCGGUGAGAGCGCGUCCGGGGACUCGAGUGACGAUCGCUGGCAAUACUUCAGAGUUGGUGUGGAUCCAGAUGAGGACCAGCCAGCCAACAAUGAGAAUUUUCAAGUGUUACAGGGCGAUGAUGCACACCCUGAGAGAGGCAGCAGAACAAAGCAAGAAAGUGCCUGGCUCUUCAGACUAUGGUACAGCUUUGAUCACAAUUACCUGAAGCCGAUCCUGACACACAGUGGACCUCCGCUGACCACCACAUUGCCCGCCUGCUGUGGACCCCUCGCCAGGUGUCUGACCAGCCCUCACGCCUAUGAGAAUCAGGAGCAACUCCGAGAUGACAUCUCCGAUGUCAUCCUGAAUGACCGUGACCUGAGCCUGACAUACAGCGGGCCCCCAAUGACCUCCAACGGCUCCUCGGGAACCACACCCAGCAGCGGCAUCGAGGGCAAGAAGGCGAGGCGGGGCUCAGAAGACGAGCUGGGCAUGGGGGACAAUGAGCAGGUCUCCAGGGGCACCAGGCUGGUCUUCCCCCUGGAAGAUAACUCCUGAACUAACUGUGACUGCUCGCUUUCCACCAAGGAGCAAGGGUGGACCUGGAGCGACCCAAAGUCUCCCCUGUUGAGACUGAACUGGUUUACUUGCGUUAAUUUACCCCUUUCUUUUUCCUUC